CUUCUUUUAUUCAACAUGCGCAGGACAGAAGUUGUGUUUUGGUUUUAACAACAAACGAGAAAGCUCAAAUCACAAGCAAAAAUACCGGCAAAGCAAAAUACCACCAUACACAGGUGACAUCCGUAUUUUUUAUAUUUUUGUUCGCUGUCAUUUUUGAUUCAUAAUCAAUAUUUGGAGAUAUGGAUAAAAGUACGAGAUUCACUAUUCACAAUCCAUUUUGCCAAAGACCAUGGCUAACCGGCAAAGGAGCAGCAGCACCAGCUGGAAGUGGUGGAAAAGGUCUAAAAGGUAUUGUAGCUGGGGGUAUAACAGGAGGUAUUGAGAUUUGUAUAACAUAUCCCACCGAAUAUAUAAAAACUCAAUUGCAAUUGGAUGAAAAAGGUGAUCGGAAAAAAUAUAGCGGCAUAUUUGAUUGUGUAAAAAAGACAGUACAGCAACGAGGUUUCCUUGGUCUAUAUAGAGGUCUUAGUGUUUUAGUCUAUGGCAGUAUUCCCAAGUCAGCCACAAGAUUUGGAGCUUUUGAGACACUUAAAGGUUUCAUGAUGGACACUAAUGGUCAACUCAGUGUUGGCGGAAAGUUAUUAUCGGGUUUGGGUGCAGGAGUAUGUGAAGCCAUCGUCGCUGUUACCCCAAUGGAAACGAUCAAAGUAAAAUUCGUACAUGAUCAGCGUAGUAGUGAGCCAAAAUUUAAAGGAUUUUUUCAUGGUGUUCGUACAAUUAUUCAAACUGAAGGAAUUGGUGGCAUUUAUAAAGGCUUAACAGCUACCAUACUUAAACAGGGUUCGAAUCAAGCAAUACGUUUUUUUGUUAUGGAAACAUUAAAAGAUGUUUACAAAGGAAAUGAUCCCGAAAAAAAAGUUCCUAAGCUUGUUGUGGGAGCAUUUGGUGCUAUAGCUGGUGCUGCAUCUGUUUUUGGUAACACUCCAUUGGAUGUAGUAAAAACUCGAAUGCAAGGCCUAGAAGCUUCCAAAUACCGAAAUACUGCCGACUGCGCCAUGCAAAUAUUACGAAAUGAAGGCAUCUCUGCUUUCUACAAGGGCACUGUUCCGCGAUUGGGUCGAGUAUGUCUUGAUGUUGGAAUAACAUUUAUGAUCUAUGAUUCAUUUAUGGCCCUAUUCAUGGGUUCAAAAUAAUUUCGUAUAUA
Calliphora vicina (urban bluebottle blowfly) is the source of this 1144-nucleotide messenger RNA. RefSeq names its product putative tricarboxylate transport protein, mitochondrial. Gene Ontology annotation, biological process: mitochondrial citrate transmembrane transport. The transcript is spliced from 5 exons. The record is from RefSeq and is a predicted model, not a curated record. Lineage: Eukaryota; Metazoa; Arthropoda; Insecta; Diptera; Calliphoridae. Gene Ontology annotation, molecular function: citrate secondary active transmembrane transporter activity. Bases 180 to 1133 code for a protein of 317 amino acids. Gene Ontology annotation, cellular component: mitochondrion.